This is a messenger RNA of Bufo gargarizans (Asiatic toad), 1232 nucleotides long. RefSeq names its product PAK1 interacting protein 1 (gene PAK1IP1). The coding region runs from base 48 to 1151 and encodes 367 amino acids. The transcript is spliced from 10 exons. The record is from RefSeq and is a predicted model, not a curated record. Lineage: Eukaryota; Metazoa; Chordata; Amphibia; Anura; Bufonidae. Gene Ontology annotation, molecular function: protein binding.
CAGGAAGUGGCGUUGUGUUUUGGCUGCACGUGUUACCACCUCACAGCAUGGAGGAGCACGUCGAGUUAGUUAUCGGCUGCUACGAGCAGAUAUUGUUUGGUUACCGAGUGACCCCGGGAGGAGAGCAAUGGACGGCCACAACAGAUUUUACCAAUCAUGCCCACACAGCUUGUUUAUCCGUGGUAGCUGUUAAUAACAGAUUUGUCGCCACCGGAAGCAAAGAUGAAACCAUUCAGAUCUAUGAUAUGAAGAAGAAGGUUGAACAUGGUGCCUUACUACAUCACAAUGGUAGCAUCACAUGCCUGGAGUUCUUUGGCAGAACACACCUAUUAAGUGGGGCUGAGGAUGGAUUGAUGUGUGUGUGGAAUACCAAAAAGUGGGAAUGCCAGCAGACAUUCAGAGCUCACAAGGGUCAUGUUUUGUCUCUUUCAAUUCAUCCAUCUGGAAAGCUAGCAUUAUCGGUCGGCACAGAUAAAACCUUAAGGACCUGGAACCUUGUUGAGGGCCGUUCAGCCUUUAUUAAAAACAUAAAGCAAAAUGCCCAUAUAGUUCAGUGGUGUCCUAGUGGGGAGAAGUAUGUUGUGGUAAUGCAUGACAAGGUGGAUGUCUACAAGCUUGAAACUGCAUCAGUUAUUGGCACAAUCCAGAAUCCAAAGAGGAUAUCUUCGAUACAAUUUAUUACUGAUACAGUCCUGGCUGUGGCUGGAGAUGAUGAUCUUAUCAGGAUAUAUGACACAGACUCCCAAAAAUGCCUCUGCGAGUUUAAAGCUCAUGAAACCAGAGUGAAAAGUCUCUACUAUUUUGACUAUAAAGGAUCUCCCAUUAUGGUGUCCUCAUCAAGUGAUGGUUAUGUUAAAAUAUGGAGAUUAGAUUUAAAGAAGGUGAAUGCUGCACCUACAUUGCUUUGUGAAGUUAGCACAUCCGCUCGGCUUACAUGUCUCUCAGUAUGGUGUCCUGGCGUCAUCGACAACAAAACAGAAGCGGCAGACCCGGAAGCCCCGGCUGAAAAAGAAUCCGGAUCUCCCAAGAAGAAAAGAAAGGCCCCCAAGGAGCAAACUGAGGAAAUAAGCACAGAACAACAAAGCGAGAGCCAAGUAGUGCACAAGAGGAAACGUACGAAAGAACUAAAAAAGAAACAAAAUAAGGACUAAACUUCUAAUCUGAAUAGGUUUUAUUCCCCAUCCCAUUGAAGUAGUGGCAGUACACAAAGUAAAACAUUUUGUGAUUAAUGA